UUUCAGUUCAGGCAACGAGAGCUCGAAUGAAAUCGACGGAAUACUUCACAACGUCAUGCAACAGGUGGACGCUGAGAUCCGGCAGUGCGUGGAUCGAGGGAAACCACUGACAAGCAUUCUCUAUUCGCCCCCCGGGCGCGCCCGGAGGCACAGCCAGCCCUUCGCCGAGCGCACAGGGGCCGCGGCCAACGUUGGCAGGUCGCAGCAGCGACCGCGUCAGCUUCCUCGGGGCUGCUCCUCGCGCUGUCCUCCACCAGCGAGCGGCCUGCGCUGGCUGGACACGCCGCACGCCGUGAGCGUGACCCGGGGCAUGCGCGGCACCCAGCAGCUGACGCCCUUCGACGAUGGCCCGCGUGCGCCAGGCCUACCACCGGGCGCGCUGGAUGAACCGGGCGCUGCAGUUCCGCAUAGCACUGGACGUGAACGAUCCCGAAGUGCAACAGUCUCUGCAGGCAGUACAGCCUUUUGACUUCCAGGUGGGCGGCAGAGCGCCUCCGGUUCACAUCGCCGGCGUCGAUCCCGACAUCGACGAGGAAGCUGAGCUGCCCGACUUUCCUGAUGGGCAGUAAUGAGCGACGAGCUGUCGCUUGCCUCGUAAGCUAAAAUAUGCGUUGAUAGGCGCACGCACCGAAGAUUGGCACAGCGUUUCCGACAAUAGCUAUAUAGUUAUGCAGUUUGCGUUCCUUUUUUCCUGAUGUGCAUUCCC
Dermacentor silvarum is the source of this 706-nucleotide messenger RNA. RefSeq lists its product as uncharacterized. Lineage: Eukaryota; Metazoa; Arthropoda; Arachnida; Ixodida; Ixodidae. The transcript is spliced from 4 exons. The coding region runs from base 56 to 469 and encodes 137 amino acids. The record is from RefSeq and is a predicted model, not a curated record.